GGUCAAAGAAUAAAUCGGCGUCCAAUGCUAAAUCGCUUCUAUGAGUGAUCAAAGAAAGGGCCAAUCAGAUGUUGGCGGAUAUGAUAGGUCGCCUAUAGUAUCAGCGAGAGAAGGAAGUCGGAGAGGGGCGUUUCGCUGGCGGCUACAGCGGCGGAAUGGAUGACAGAGGAGGAGCUGCGUAUAUGGGAGGCUAUGACUCUUACAGAUAUGACUACGGGCAAGAUUCCGGGCACAGCUAUAGCUCCAAAUCCUGGCAGACUUCCUACCCUAUGUCCUCCAGCGAUGGACAUGGUGAUGGUGGAGAGGGGCACCACAUGACAAGCAGAUACAAUUCCUACGACAUGAAUGACCGCAUGGGGUUUGGCUCCGCUGAGCUAGGUAUGGGAUAUGGCAGCCGUCGAGAAAUGCGUCAGUCAUACCCUCCCCAACAUGGCUGGGGUGGAGGACACCGUGGAGGAAUGCGGGGAAAUUUAGGGGCUUCAGGAGGAGGCAGAGGACCAGCACGGCCUCCCCCACUUCUCAACCCUAUGCCUUUCUCAGAAAUGGCUGGUUUUCAAGGACUGAGGGCAUUCACUGGGAACUCUUAUUUUGGAGGAGGAUUUAAGCAGAAGACUAAGAGGCUUAAUAGGGAAAGGAGUCGACAGAGAAGGGCUACAGAAGAUGAAGGGCCCUCUCCAGAUAAAAAAGGGAAGCUGGCAACCAGCACAGAGGACGUUGAGGAGGCAGAGUCAGAUGGGGAUGGAGCGAAUGUGGAGUCUGCAAAGGGCACUAAGAAUGAUGGGGAUGAGAACAAAGUAGAUGAGAAAGAGGCUGUGGACACUGAAAAGAGUACAGAAGAGAAAAAGCUAUCUGCCCGGAGGCAACAAGAGACACAAAACAAGCGCCUGCGAGACCGAAUGGUGGAGAGGAUUCAGUUUAUCUGUUCACUCUGCAAGUUCCGCACAUUUUAUGAGGAAGAAAUGUCAACUCAUCUCCAAAGUGACUUUCAUAGGGAACAUUUUCGCUACAUAGGAGGCAGGCUUCCCAAGCAGCAAGCUGAUUUCCUAGAGGAAUAUGUCAAACACAAGGCCAAAAAAACAGAGGAACGACGCUUGGUUGUAGAAGACCUUAGUUCUACCGUUCAACAAAUCUACCGUGACCAAGACCUCACUCAGGGUCUGGGGCUGGAACAUUUUAUCAAGAAGGUGGAAGCUGCUCACUGUGCGGCUUGUGAUAUCUUUAUUCCAAUGCAUUUUGCUGCCUUGCAACGACAUCUCAAAUCCCCGUUACAUAAUCAGAACAGACGGAAUACGAUGGAACAGUCUAAAAAGUCUGCUUUGGCGGUUGCACGAAGUAUCCUGAAUAAUAAGCAUAUCGGCCAGAAACUGCAGCGCUACAUAAAGGGUGAGAAUCCUUUUACAGAUGAUCAAGAAGAAAAUGUGGAAGGUGAGAACCCCACUGGAGAUAUAGUCACUGAAGCCGACACACUGGAAGAUGAAGCGCCGGCAGCAGCAGAAUGUUCCCCUGAUGAAUCAAGCGUCCAGUCUUCCCAUGAGCCAGCAGCUGGCGAGCAAGAUCCAGGUACAACGGAGAACUUUUCCCCACAAGGAUCAUGGGAAGAACAAGAAGGGGCGGAUCUUAUUGAGUGAGAACUGAAAAAAAUAAAUAAACAGGAAUUUUUUAUAGACUUAAAGGGGCAGCAGUGUUUACAUACAAACAGCUUAUUGUGGACAUUUCUUUACCUCAGUAGAACAUCUGUGCAGUUCCAUAGCUUAUUGUCCCUAUAGUCUUUAUGAUACCCGGGGAGUCCUUUUUACUUUGGUGUAAGGCAAGUUGGUUUGUGAAAGUGACAGAAUCACUCAUUGCCUCGCCUAAUCUCAAGCAGGGAAAAUCCUUUUACAUACUUAAAGCGACACUAUCCCUUUUUAGCUGGUUUAUUGAUGAAACAAAAAAAUAUGAACAUAUAAUAAAACAUAGCAACUUUAGUAUAAGGCAAUAUAAUCAGCGCUGAUAUUGUCUCCUUAAGGCAGGGCCACGUUAGAUCAGUGCAGGGAGGCAUACAUUGUUGUUUAAUUAUAAACUAACCUCAUCUUUUUCAUGUCUUUAUUUAUCAUUUAGAUAUAGAAGGCAAUAA
Molecule: messenger RNA, 2113 nt
Organism: Xenopus laevis (African clawed frog)
Lineage: Eukaryota; Metazoa; Chordata; Amphibia; Anura; Pipidae
Gene: akap8l.L
Product: A-kinase anchoring protein 8 like L homeolog
Exons: 12
Coding region: 156-1628 (490 amino acids)
Cellular component (GO): nuclear matrix; nucleus
Molecular function (GO): protein kinase A regulatory subunit binding; DNA binding
Source: RefSeq, a predicted model, not a curated record